Podospora pseudocomata is the source of this 342-nucleotide messenger RNA. RefSeq names its product protein transporter tim9 (gene TIM9). NCBI's taxonomy places the organism in Eukaryota, Fungi, Ascomycota, Sordariomycetes, Sordariales, Podosporaceae. Bases 1 to 273 code for a protein of 90 amino acids. The transcript has 3 exons. The record is from RefSeq and is a predicted model, not a curated record.
AUGGACAGCCUCACAAACUCCGAACAGCAAAUCCUCGCCGACCGCAUCCAAAAGCGGCAGAUGAAGCAGUUUAUGGGCAUCUUCGGCAACCUAGUAGACUCCUGCUUCACCUCCUGCGUCGACGACUUCCAGUCCAAAGCCCUUUCCGGCCGCGAGACCGGCUGCCUGUCCCGCUGCGUCUCCAAGUGGAUGGCGACCAACGAGCGGAUGGGCGAGCGGUUCGCCGAGUUGAAUGCUGCUGAGAUGGAGAGGCAGCAGAGGGGGGGUCGUUGAACUACACCAUACCAUACCUACACGACACAAUAUAAAACACAAGGGGUGGGGGGCAGGGCAAUAUCACUG